Lates calcarifer (barramundi perch) is the source of this 7248-nucleotide messenger RNA. RefSeq names its product kinesin-like protein KIFC3. The record is from RefSeq and is a predicted model, not a curated record. Gene Ontology annotation, molecular function: microtubule binding; ATP binding; microtubule motor activity. NCBI's taxonomy places the organism in Eukaryota, Metazoa, Chordata, Actinopteri, Centropomidae. Gene Ontology annotation, biological process: microtubule-based movement. The transcript has 21 exons. The coding region runs from base 3274 to 6045 and encodes 923 amino acids.
AGUUGUCACAUGUCAAAACAAACGUAUUUCUGUUCCUACCUAAAGUUUGGUCCUCUGUGCUGCUUGUUUAGCUUUGCACUGACCUUAUGCAACACAAUAUAUUGGUUACAGCUGUAUUAGAUAACUUCAGACACGUUCAUUACGAGCAAAGCGCCCUUAUCUGUUGCCGUUUUCAACAGUAGCGUUGCUAACAUCGCGGAUGUUUACUGGAGUGACACUGGCCUUCAGGAUCAAUGGCGUCCUGUGUGACAGAGUGGAUAACAUCAUGUACCAACAUCGCUUUGUCUGCCACUGCGCUGUAUUGUUCUUAUAAACUCUUUAAGAACCACAGAGCUCCUUCAGUAGGCUUUUUCCUGCUUGGACUCUCAGCAGCAUUUUGCCUCUUGCAUCCUUCUAGCUCAUAUGUAAUAUCUCUCCAGAGAGAAGCGGAGUGGGCCGGUGAGGUUCUGGCUCCGGCGCUGGUUUCCUUCGACUUCCUGUGGCUCAGUCAAGACCACAACACGGCACAUAUUCUCCUGUGUGGCUCCUGCCUGCUGCUGGGACUGUGGGACUGGCUCUCAGCAGAUGCUCUUACAGUGAUGAACCGCUGCCUGGGCCUGUCCUCCCUGUCCUGCUGCCUCACGGUUUGCCUAUUUGCUGGUAAUGCUUUGGGGGCCCUGGGCGGAGUGGCCCUCAGCCUUCCUUUACUUGUGACUCCACAAGUUGGAACGAACACUUUUGCUCCGCUCAUUUCUCCAGCUGCUUCUGAGGGAUUGAUGAAGUGGUUUUUGAAAGGGUCCUUGUCGCUAGGCUGUUGGGCCUCAACAGAAGCCCUCGCAAAGUUUCUCUUGGAUGUGACUGAUCGAUGUGACAUAGGCCUUUAGUAAAUCAGUAGAGGUCUGGGUGUUUAGUCAGAAUCUGUGUAUCUGUGCUACUAAGACAAAUUUGACAGACACAGAAAUUGUGUCUAAAUUAAUGUGCCUAACUAAUAAGCAUUUUAGGACAUUUGUGAGGAAGAUUUAACCUAAGUUUCCAGUUGAGCUGAAGCAGUUCACUGGUCAGAGAAUUAAAUGUUAAUAAUUUUGAUAAUAGAUUAACCAAGCAAUUUUAAAUUAUAAAACACAAAUGCCAACUUUAGCUGCUCCAAGCUUCUCAGAUUUGAAUAUUUGCUGCUUCUGCCUUUGUUAUAUCACUGUAAGUUGAAUAUCUUUGGGCUUUAGAAUGUGUUGGAACAAAACAAACCAUUUGAAGAUGUUACCUUGGGCUCUGGUAAGUUGUGACAGGCCCUUUUCCUAUAUUUUGUGCUGUGUCAUAGACUAAACAACUAAGCAAAUAAUGGAGAGAUAAUUGAUAGUGAAAAUAAUCAUUGGUUGCAGCACUAGUUUUCUACAUUGGGGGUCACAGGGACUGAAUGAUAACAUGCUUUUACAUGUGGACGUUAGUGGACAGAAUACAGGCAACAAUAAUGUUAAUUAACAAAACAAAAAAAUAAUUAAUAAGAAAAAAUUAAUAUCACAAAACAGAAUAUCCUUAUAUAGUAUUAAUUUACAUCAUACUGUGCACUUAAAAGCAGAAAAUCAAUUCAGAUUAUUAGCAUGGUAAGUUACAACUCAAAGUCUCAAGUAUUUAAGAAAUAAACAUAGAAGAAAACAGUAGUUAUAAUAAAGACAGAUAAAUUGUGUAUGAAAUUACAGAGUCCCACAGUAUGACAACAAAAGACUGUUGCUUGCGUUCACCUCUGUGUUUAGAAUUUGUGUGUUUUACUGGAAUAUACUGUAGCUGCUACAUCAAGGCCUUGGUUGACCUUCAGUGGUCACUGUGUAAUGCUGCACUUUUAUUUAUAUGAACACACUCAUUUGCAUGAGAGGACAUGACCACAGUUUACACUGACAGCCCAUGGUGGCAUUGUUUAGCCUUAUUAGUCAGACUGGAAGUGCCUGGGUGACAUUUGUGAUGCCAUCCAAUUUAUUCUGUGAUCAUUUCAGUGAAUGUCCAGCAGGCUGUACUUUCUCUCAAGCUACUGGCAUCACACACACAUCUCCCUGCUUACAGUUUUAGUGUUUCCAAAAACAUCUAGUUGCCUCAGAGUCUGGGUCCUGUUUGUUCUGCAGCCUCAGCAGGAUCACUGUUAAAAUAUCUGCAGUGGUCUAAGCUCUUGGCCCCACUCUUACCUCAUCUUGCCCAUUUGAUACUUAUCAAUGCACUUUUUUUAAUCACUCCCUUGAUUUUUAGCUCCUGGAAUGUCAACGGAAACGACCUCAUCCGUUUGACUCACCACUACUAAAAUGAUGUCUGUACAAUGUUGUUUGUCCUUGCAAGGUAUUGAUAUUCUCUACAGAGAUUUGUAGUGGACGCUGCAGAUUUUCUCUCAGGAUUUCAGAGUUGUAAACAGCUGCCUCAGCAGUUUUACUGCAGUAUACGUGCAAGCAUCUGUGGCUCUGUGCCUGUCUGUGGGACGGUGCCUUUGUCAAACCUCAGGCCGCUGGUGACCAAUGAUAUUUUCAACAUCAAUCAUUUUUUGUGCACAUUUGUGAGUUUGAAGUGCCAGUAUAAUUAUGGUAAGUGUGCUUUUUGUAAUGAUUUCUCACUCAGUUCAUUUUUUUUUUUUUUUUUUUUUUUUUUUUUGCAGAGUGUGGAAGUGUUUAAAAAUGUGACACGUUGUACUUUUAUUUAUUCUUUUAUUGAAUUGCUUUUCAUCAACAAAAAUAUUCAUUUUCACUAAAGGGAUAUAAAAUUGUCUUGAAUAAAUUAUGUGCCUGUUAACCCCAUUUACUGUGUGUAACUUCACACUGCAUUUCAAAUAUCUCUUAGCUCAUCUUCAGUUGUCCAGCUAUUGUACCACUUAGUCCUUCUUCAUCCAACAUCUCAGUAUUUGCAAGUGCAUCAUGCAGCAGUUGCUCCUGAAACCUGGCUCAGGCUGUUGGUAUCAGCAUCAGCCCCCACAGCUGAGUCUUAGUCUCCACACUUUUGUCUCUUCACUCCACCACUGCAGCGGAUAAAGAAACUGCAGUGAGCAUGCUCACUGCAGAUGCAGCCUGUGGAUGGAGCAAAGUGGUGAGGAGGAGGAGAAGGAGGAGAAAGGGGAGGAGAGAGAACGGCUGAGAGGGAGCCACACAGGAGCUGCACACAGCACCGGGAUGCUGUUGCAGCUCUGAGAACAAGGUUCUGCAUGGGAAGAUUUGUCAUUGACAACACGGAUGGAGUGUGAGAGAGGAAUACAAAUGAUGGGAAUGUCAAAUUGUCAUCACCUAAGAGAAGAAAAUAUGUGAUAAGAGACUCUUGGAUGGUGUGGAGAUGUACGCCUUUUACUCCCUUUUAGUCUACAUCUUCUACACUGUCUUUAAGAAGGAGGAGGAGGAAGGCUUGGAGGGGGCGUGUGGAUCUUCCUCAGAUGAGCCAGGACCUGUUUCCAUGGAAACAGGGAGCAGGAGGAAGGAUGGCCACACCCCCAAAAUGGGAAAAAAAGCUUGUGCUCGGCUUAGUGAAUCAAGCAGUAGCAGUGACAGUGAUGAAAUAUCUGUGAGUGAUGAAGAUGAGGAAGAUGGCCCCGACAUCCCAGCAUGCACUCCUCUGGCUGCUUUUUUGUCCUUCAAACAGGAGGCUGAGAGGAGAAGGGCCUCGCAAGUUCAGCUGGAAACAACAGCAAAGUUGGCAGAGUCUCCCCUGGUGGCAGUGAUGUCCCACUUGCUGAGUUUUCUGGAGCAGUACUCCCACUUCCAGCAGCUGCAGCAGCAGGCCGACCAGUACCGCGUCCAGUUGAAGAGGCACCGCGUCCAGCACCGCCGGCAGAUGAAGGCCCUGCGAGCCUCCUACCGCCAGCGCCUCAGGGACAAGAACAGCAUCAUCAGCAGCCUGGAGGAAGCCAUCAGCCAGCAACAGACCCCCAGCCCACUGAGCGAGGGUGAGUCCAGCAGUGACGCAGGGGCACAAGCUGGGGUUCACAGGCUGGUGGAGUCUCUGUACGGCCUGCAGGGUGAGAGGAGCAAGCUGAGGGGAGAACUCCGCCUGCUCCACUCGCAGCUGGAGCAGAAGGAAAGAGACCGACACUCUCGCAUACAAGCCUUUCAGCAGCAGAUUGAUGAGCUCAAGAGUUGCAUAGAGGAGCGUGAAGAGGAGCUGUCAAGAUUGAGAACUGCCACCGGGGCCACAGACUCAGAGAAGCGAGUGCUGUGUCUGUCGGCGGAGAACGAGAGUCUGAAACAAAGCCUGAGCGUCACUCAAGGCCUCCUGCAGCAGCUGUCAGCCAUCCCCUCCCAGUCCAGCACCAUGCUCAUCAAGGAGAAUGAGAACCUCCGCAGCAGAGUGCAGCAGCUGGAGAUCUCCUUACAUCAGCGUGCCGAGCAGCUGUCGCAACUGGAGCGACAGAGCGAACAGAGCGAGUGGAGGAGAGGAGAGGAGCUGAGGAAACGAGAGGACAGGGUGAGGGAGCUGCAGCUGGAGUUAGACAAAGAGAGAGGCAAGGAGCCAGUGGUGAAGUAUGUCACCCAGACUGUGGAGGUGGAAUCACCUGCCACAUUAAAGCACCUGACCAAAGCCAGACAGAGGAAUGAGCUGCUGUCUGAAAAGCUGUCCAAUCAGAACGAGCGGUGCAAACAGCUGGAGGAACAAAUCAGGAAGUCUGAUGAAUACAGCUGUAAUCUGCAGCACAAGAUUGCAGCAUAUGAGAGAGAGAUCAGUAAGCUGAGAGAGGAACUGCUGAAAGAGAUUGGCCACUUGGAGGAGAGGAAAGAGGAGGCUGUGAAAGCUGCUGCCAACUGCUCGGCAGAGCACUUUCAGAACCUGCAAGACCAAUUCUUCACGUUGCAGAAGCGUCUUACGGCACUCCCACCAACUUUACGCUCCAUGAAGACAGACUACGCCAGUCUCAGGAGCCAAGUUCGAAACUUCUCAGAGUUUUAUGGAGCAGCUAUAAAUGAAGCAAAAAAACAGAUCUCAGCAGCUAUCAGUGAGAUGUCCGAAGCCAACAAAGACCUUCUGGAGAAAUACAGGAAAGAGGUUGCAUUGCGCAGGAAGUACCAUGAGCAGCUGGUGGAGCUUAAAGGCAACAUCCGUGUGCUGUGUCGUGUGAAGCCUGUGUUGAAGGAGGACCAGCAUGAGGAGGGCCAGUCUGUGGUGGUGACGACAGACCCCAACAAUGAGUCGUCCCUCAAUGUCCUGAACAAAGGGAAGGGUCGCAUCUUUGAACUGGACAAAGUCUUCCACCCUCAGGCCACACAGGAAGAGGUCUUUCAGGAGAUUGAACCUCUCGUGACGUCCUGCAUCGACGGCUACCAUGUCUGCAUUUUUGCCUACGGACAGACAGGCUCUGGAAAAACCUACACCAUGGAGGGCAGUAUGGAGAACCCAGGCAUCAACCAGCGAGCCCUGAAACAUCUCUUCAGUGAGAUCGAGGAGAGGAAGGACAUGUGGUCUUACACUGUCACUGUCAGUUCUGUGGAGAUCUACAACGAGGUGCUAAGAGACCUGCUGAGUAAGGACGGAGAGAAACUGGACAUUAAGAUCAACCCGGACGGAACAGGACAGCUGCAUGUGCCGGGCCUCAGGGUCAUCGAAGUUAAGAGCUUUCAGCACAUUAAGAAGAUUUUAGCCACAGCCCGAAGGAACAGGAUCACGUUUGGUACUCAGAUGAACCAGCACAGCUCUCGCUCCCAUGCUCUGCUCUGUAUCACCGUCCAGGGCACUGACCUUGCCACAGGCUCCAAAACCACUGGCAAGUUGAACCUGGUGGACCUGGCCGGCUCGGAGAGGGUAUGGAAGUCUGGCGCGGAGGGAGAGAGGCUGAAGGAGGCUCAGAAUAUUAACCGCUCUCUGCUGGCGCUGGGGGAUGUAAUCCAGGCUCUGAGGGCUCGGCAGACUCACAUCCCUUUCAGGAACUCCCGCCUUACGUACUUAUUACAAGACUCCCUGGGAAAAGGAAGCAAGACUGUCAUGGUGGUGCAGGUCUCUGCUCUUGAGAGUAACGUGGGAGAGACACUGUGCUCACUGAAGUUUGCCCAGAGGGUGUGCAAGGUGGAGCUGGGUCCUGCAGCUAGGAAGAUUGAAUCUGGUGGAGGGCAGUGUGACUGACCGCCUCGAAUCACCAGGGAGCCAUGAACGCAUCAGUCAGAUUAUCACCCCCUAAACAAAUGAGUUAUAAAGCUACAGUUUCAACAACAUCAACAGCAAUGCUGCUCAAGGGCUAAAUCUGUGGAGGUCUGUUUGGCACCCGAAUGCCAACCUUCAGCUGAGGUUAGGUAUUGAGGAUAUUGUCCUCCUUCUUGACAUUGUCUGCUUCUGACAAGUAAUAACCCUUUAUUGUUAGAUAAUCUGCAUGCAGGAGUAUUUAUCCAUCUACUCUUAGUGCCAGAACAACCUCAGACUCCCCUAAGGUGUAAGAUAUGAUGCUUCCUUGAAUACAGUAUCUCAGUUUCUUUGUAUUUAAUACCAAAAUCCAGGAUACACCAUAUCCUCAGUGAUCAUUAGUAUUUAGAGCAGCAUCAUGUCCUAACAGGUUUAGUAAGCUUCUAGUGCCACAAUAUCAGUGCUUCGGUUUUUGCAGUAUUAAUCAUAUUGCUAUAAAUGUUUGUAGUUUGUGAGCUUCUUCUCCAAUGUUGUAUAUUUUUGAAGGUUGUAGUGUGCAGGAGAAUCUGUUUUGCAGCAAAAGUACGCGCUAUUAAUCAUUUCAAUGACACUUAACGUCACAUAUCUGUGUAGUUUUUGUGAAGUUCAGAAAAGCAGUGAUAAUUUGCCUUUUGAGAAAAGAGGAAAGUCAUUGAAAGGAGCUGGUGGCCUUGUACUAGAGUGGUAAUAUAAUGAACUGUGCAAUAUCCUCCUUGUUGAGGAGACAGUUUGGGCCUAUGUGGACAGAAGAUGCACUUUAUUGUGAAAGGAGCGUUUCAGUUCAGAAAAGGUAUUUAGGUGCUUGCAAUAGAUAUCACUAGUGAAUGUCAUAUCAGAAACAGCGUAUUGUUAUCUGUUCAUCAUCAUUCCUCUAUUUAUCACCCAUUGGAUCAAAACUAACUUGAUUCCAAGUGUAGCAAGACAUUAAUGUUGCAGUAACUAGCACAGAGGUCACUUCAUGAUGAUUACAGAGUACAUUUUCAGAUAAUUUUCUGAAUAAACACAAUGUAUUUAAAGUGUCUUUUCUCUUAUUGGAUGCUCAGUGAUAAGAAACAAUGAGAUAUUUGUUGCCAGUCAUCCCACUCACUCUCUUACAUUUUGCUGGGCAAUAUGACACAAAUUAGUCUACUGUUUGUUAUACUGUGGUAGCUAAUACAUCAAAUAUUAUUU